Molecule: messenger RNA, 2091 nt
Organism: Cylindrotheca closterium
Lineage: Eukaryota; Bacillariophyta; Bacillariophyceae; Bacillariales; Bacillariaceae
Source: the annotation of a GenBank genome assembly
AUGGUGGAAUCUAAAGACACUAAAACCAAAAUCAAGAAAUCCAAGACGACUAGCAAACCCAAGACCAAAAAGAGCCCCAAGAAAAACAAGAGCCCUAAGAAAAAGCUUCCACCGAGUCGAAAAAAUGAAAUUUGGGAAUCCCUGUCCGUGUCAGACGACCUGAGUGAAACGCCUCGGUCAAGUCCAACGGAAGUGGAUGAUGGGGAUUGGUCCGAGUCUUGCAGCAGUCAAGCAAACAAACCAGUACGACAGCAACCACAAGCAGCUAGGAGACAAUCCAACACGCGGAUUGACAUGAGCGGAAGCAUGCAUUCCAACGAUGAUGUUAAUUGGGACAACCUGGAUGAGGAUUCCAGUGUUGAAGAGGUUUUAUUUGAGGGCUAUUAUGGAUCCUCCUCACGUCUACCUGUCCUUCCCUUUCUCUCCGGAACCUCCUUGGAUGAAAGCAUGAUGGACAGUGUUGCGAAUGACGAUAAUAAUGGAAAGAAACCAGCUUCUGAAAUGUCCCUGAAAGAAUUGAAAGCCGAGCUCGUUUCCUUUGGCAUAUCACCUUCUAAUUUCCUAGAAAAAAUUGAAAUGGUCAAGGCUGUCAAGGAUGCCAGACAAGGGGAAGCAACAAACUCGAAUAACAACAAAAACAUAGCACCACCAAGAGCAGCACCAAGGAAACAAAACAGAAGUAGCACACAUACUGCGGCAUCCAACAACAUCAAUGGUGACAAUACUACCAGAAGCCGAAGUGUCAGCGUCGUGUCUCAUUAUUCUGAGGAUUUAAACAACAACAACAUCACAUCGUCGGGUCCAUUGGCAGCAAAGGGUAGAUUUGAGGAACAUGAAUCGGUGAUCUACACCAGCAGCAACGGAACUCAGGAAGUUGCGACUAUCCUAAAGAUUCAUUUGGACGACUAUCUUGUGCCCUUUUACGACAUUCUGUUGGUAAGUAGUCGUAAAGAGAAGCAGACUGAUGACGCCCAUCUGUCUGAAGUGCCAGCAGCAAAUCACCAAGAUAGUGGUCCCAUUCCUGAUGCCAUUGCCUUCACCUUUGAUGAUGAUGAGGAAGAACAAGUCGUACAACCACCAGAACAAGUUGACUUGUCCAUGCGAUCCCAAACUUGGGACGGUAUGGACGACAAUGAGUACUACGAGGAGAUUUCACAUCAUUCCUCACCGCAUAGAAGAUCGAUUGGCAAUUCAUAUCGAUCUGCUGCAGCAGAGAACAACAACUCGACAAGGUCUCGUGGUCGUUCGAUUGGCAACCUAGCAGACAAUAACAUUUCUAGCAGAGGACAUCGUCAUUCCAUCGGCGCAUCCACGCCCAGCAGUAUGAAACAACGAAACAACUAUUCACAAUCACCGCAUCAAAACCGAGCGAGAGUAUCCAAAAACAGCAUGUUUUCGCCUCGUCGCGGCAGUAACAAUAUGUCGCCCAACAACAGCAGCAGGCAACCAGCACUUCGCAGCAGCAACAAUGUGUCCCCCUCCCGAACUCCUAUCUCUUCUCGACGGAGUUGCAACAAUGGACCAUCACCGACACCACGCGGUCGACGCACCAACAGUAUUAACACGGAUAAUGUCUCACCAACACGUCGACGCACCAGUGCCAACACAGGUACCUCGCCCACACGUCCAGCAUCGUGCCGACGAAGGGAUUCUACCGACAGCUAUAUACCACCAUCUCGCCCUGGAUCAACAAGGGCAUCCAGAACAACCAUCACAGGCAAUUCGCCAACCCGUCCAGCAUCCUGUCGACGCCGGGAUUCGACAGACAGCAGCAACAUUCCACCUCGCCCUGCUACGACACGGUCCUCCACUGGUGGUGGACGUCCAACCACUUCGGUGCGAUCAACGUCACCCAUUCCUCCCAAAAGGCCGGUAUCGAUGCGGCACCACAGUGCUCCCAUAUCACCCGUUCGGAAUGCCAAUCUUAGCAUGAAUAAUAUGUCGCCCAAGAGACCUACUUGUUCCACCACACAUCGCAACAAGUCCGAUCUGUCUCCCAAAAGGCCCAAAUCGGUUCGAAGUCCUGCUGCUCCACGUUCCCAAUCCUAUGGUCACUCGGCCAAAUUGUUAAAGAAGCGAAUGUCAUCCUAA